CAGUCACUUUUUCAGGACACGGAAAGUUGUUCUCUCUCCCCAGGGCUGGAUUUCAUGAUGUUGAGAGGAGUCACUCAUGGUGCGAAAGACACAGUUACUCUUGUGUUGGCCAGAUCUCGGUACUGUAACAUGGGAUUGAAUUUUUCACCAGUAUGGACUGAAGCACCAAACAGAAGCUUCCUGAUGCAUUCCACUUACACAACUGAUACAAGAUCAAGAGAGGAGAAUAAAAAAACCAUUGAGAGUCUCUAUGGAUUGUCAGUUGACAUCAAGAAAAUACGCAGACUAAAAGAAUGGGUCCUUCUUCAGGAUGUGGCCUAUGUUAAAGAAAUUGCUGGUAUCUUACAAGAAAUGGGAGCCAACGAGGCGGCUGUAGCCAGCAUCUUAGAACGCUGCCCAGAGGCAAUUCUCCAUACCCCUGCAGAGAUAAACUCUCAAAGAGCUCUAUGGCAAUUAGUAUGCCAGAAUGAAAAACAGUUGAUUAAAUUAAUAGAGCAAUUUCCAGAGUCUUUUUUCACUACUCAGUAUCAUGAGAACCAGAAGGCUAAUAUACUCUUUUUUCAAGAGCUGGGACUUAAGAAUAAUAUAAUCACCAGGUUCUUGACAAGUGCACCCAGUAUUUUCUACAAUCCUGUGGAGAAAACCAGAAAUGUGAUAGAAACAUUGCAAAGAAAUUAUUUAAGUUUAGGAGGUUCUGAUGCAAAUAUGAAGAUCUGGAUACUGAAGCUACUGAGCCAAAAUCCAUUUAUUUUAUUAAAUACCUCCAUGACAAUCCAGGAGAACUUGGAAUUUCUCCAGAAGAAUGAUUUCACUGACCAUGAAGUUCUACAGCUGCUGUCUAAACUGAAAGGUUUUAUUUUUCAGCUUACUCCAGCUACUAUGCAGAAGAGUGUGCUUUUUUCCAAAAAUGUCUUUAAGUGCAGCGAUCAAGAACUAAAGGAGCUAGUGCUGAAAUGCCCAGCCCUUCUCUACUAUUCUGUUCCAGUUCUGGAAGAACGACUUGAAGGACUACUAAAGGAAGGAAUUUCUGUCACGCAGAUUAGAGACACACCAACGGUGCUCGAGUUGACAACGCAAAUUGUUCAGUACCGAAUUAAAAAACUUUCUGCUUUGGGAUAUGAUAUAAAGAGUGGAAAUCUGGAAAGCCUGACUGGUACUAAGAAAGAUUUUGAAGUCAAUUAUGGUAAGAUACAAUCAAAGAAGGAGAGACCAAUUUUUAAUCCUGUUGCUCCUCUACACGUUGAAGAUUAA
Molecule: messenger RNA, 1251 nt
Organism: Apaloderma vittatum (bar-tailed trogon)
Lineage: Eukaryota; Metazoa; Chordata; Aves; Trogoniformes; Trogonidae
Gene: MTERF2
Product: mitochondrial transcription termination factor 2
Exons: 2
Coding region: 55-1251 (398 amino acids)
Biological process (GO): regulation of DNA-templated transcription; termination of mitochondrial transcription
Cellular component (GO): mitochondrial matrix
Molecular function (GO): double-stranded DNA binding
Source: RefSeq, a predicted model, not a curated record